UGGGCGCGCACCCGGGAGGGGGCAGCCCUCGUCGCCGCGCUCCCUCGGAAGCUUCCCUUCUUGAGCGUCUCUCCCGAGUCGGGGCCGCGCUCCGGUGCCAGGUACCGGGCACGGUUUGAGGUGUGUUACCCAGGACGCCGAUGGUUGUCACCACAGAAGACACCCAGCAACACCCAUUGCUCCUGCUGCUCCUCGGGGCCAAACCCAAGGGCAGGCUUCAUGCCUCCCGGGGGUGGGGAAGGCCUGGCACUUGUGUCACCACCAAAUGAGUCAGGAACAAGGCAAGGAAGUCUGCUUUCACCAUUCUGUACUCUGUACAAGAAGUCCCUGUCAGUGCAGUGAGGCAACAGAAAGAGAUAUAAGGCAUAAAGAUUGAAAAGGAAUGAAUGAGUUAAAAUGUGUCAUCCUGAGUGCCAGAGAUCAGUCAAGGCAGCACCACCUGGACCUGGUUUGCAGACUAGAAGGCAGGAUUUGUGAAGCAGCGUCACUUCCUAAUUGCAAGAACACAUUCCUGCAUACCCCUUUGAAAAGCCAAGGUGAGGCAACUCCAGAGGACUUAGUGCUGGGUGGCUUUCUGUGGUCUGGCUCUGGCCUAAGGAUACCAGGACACGCCUCACAUGACCCUCCCUCCAGCUCAUCCCUUGCCCUUCAGUCAGCAGGUAGUGAGGCUCCUUGACCUACCCCACUGAUGAUGAAGACUUGGGGAAGACUGUGAUUUUAAUGGAACCCGACAAAGCUAUACGCCUUGGGGAUCAUCUGGAAUCCUCUCCCUUGAGGGUGAUUUGGCCAUGAUUUCCACAAGAGUGAUGGACAUUAAGCUUCGGGAGGCUGCAGAAGGACUUGGAGAAGACAGCACAGGGAAGAAAAAAUCCAAGUUCAAAACAUUUAAGAAGUUCUUCGGGAAGAAGAAGAGAAAGGAGUCACCCUCUUCCACAGGAAGUAGCACCUGGAAACAAAGCCAGGCGAAGAGUGAGGUCAUUCCCAUUGAGGCCGGGCCAGUGGGCUACGACUCAGAGGAUGAGCUGGAGGAAUCCAGGGGUGCACUGGGUAGCCGGGCCCUUUCACAUGACAGCAUUUUCAUCCCCGAGUCUGGACAGGACCCUCCUCGACCUGUGCGGGUGUUUUCCCAAGAAAAUGUGUGUGACCGCAUUAAAGCUCUGCAGUUAAAAAUACAGUGUAAUGUGAAAAUGGGGCCACCACCUCCUCCCGGGAGCCUUCCUGCCAAGCGGGGAGAUGAUGCCGGCAUGAGCUCUGAGGACGACGGGCUGCCCAGGAGCCCCCCUGAGAUGUCUCUGCUGCAUGACGUGGGUGCUGGCACCACCAUAAAGGUCUCUCUUGUUUCCUCAUCCCGGUUGCUGUCUCCAAACCCACAGUUCUCCAGGCAGCUGAGUGAAGCCGCCGUCUCCCUAAGGACCUUGGACAGCAGCAUGGCACCCCUGGCUGAUUUUGAUUACCCCCCGGAAUUCUCUUCCUGCCUGGACAACUCUGCUGCUAAGCACAAGCUCCUGGUUAAACCCCGCAACCAGCGGUCAAGUAAAAUGAGGCGACUGUCUUCGCGAGCACAGUCUGAAUCCUUGAGUGACCUGACGUGUACCCCAGAGGAGGAGGAAUAUGAUGCGAAGCCAUUACUCCAAGCCAGUGCAGAAGAAAAGCCCAGUUCCGUACAGCAGGAUGUGGUACUGGAGAGAGGCCCUGCGCCUGGGGAAGUGGUGACCACGCUGCUGCCCAUAGGGCCUCGGGCUAGAAGGGCACGCCUGCAGCACUGCCCAGCACUCAGGGCCAGUGCUGAGGAGGAGGGCACCCUUGGGGACAGCCCCUCCAGUCGCCCGGUCACCCCAGAGGCCUCUGAGCCUGUGGAUCCCUGCUCAGAGUCUUCAUCUCUGCCAGAAGGCUCCCUGCAUCCUCAUCCUAACAGUGAAAAUCAGAGGGAGGAGCCGUCCCUUGAAAUCGCAUGCUCCCCAGCUGGGGACACAGUUGAUGAAGUGGCAUGUGCUUCUGGAGACGCUGAGAGUCAGUCCUCUUCCUGCAUCCCUGAGGGGAACAUGACACCUCCCGAGACUGGUUCCACCACCACCUUGGAGAUUUCCUCUAGUCCAGACAUGCCAGACCAAAAUGUCCAAAAGGAAGAGGAGCUGACACUGGAAGUUCCCAGUCCCGAGGGAACAGAGAAAGAAUCUUCUGUCACCCCAGCUGGGAGCCCAGCAAUCCCCAAGAGCUGCUUGAAGCACAAGGCUGUGGCGGUGACCGUGACCGUGAGCCCCAGCACAUCUCCCACACCACCCACCUUAGAGUCCCCAACAAAGGAGCCCGCUCCCUAUCCCCUGGAUAAAGAGGCCACCUCCCCAGAGUCUUCCAAGGAUGAGCAGACAAAGUCCCCCAAGACUGAGCAGGUAGAGUCCCCUCAAGAGGAACUUGAGAGGGCGACCCCAGAACCAAAAAUGGAAAGAGGGGCCAGUGAGCUGCGAAGUGUGAAAAAAUUUUCUGUGACCUCAGGCCGGGUGUGGCCGCACCAGGGGAGCACCCACCUGCUUGAGCACUCAGGCCCCUCCACUGUCCGACUGCCCCUUGUGCGGAGCAGCCUGGCCUGGAGGAGCGAGGCAGCAAUUGAUGACCUUCGGGUACUUCCUGAAUCCCAGGACAGGAAGCUGGCCCCUCAGAAACCACCCUCACCAGUUGAGGGCAGCUCUCAGGACUCAGGAGAUAAGGUAGCCAGCCAGCCUGGGCCAGGCAGAAGCCCCCGAAAUGCACUGUCCACGCCAGGCUUGCGAGACCCAUGCCCAGCUGUUCAGGAGCCUCCCACAUGUGAGGAUAGAAGCUCCUUCCCUGUCAAGCUCCGGUCCACUUCUCUUUCUUUCAAACACAGAGAUGUGUCUUCUCCGGAGGCGAAAGGAGUAAAGAGAUACAGUGCUGAGGUCAGGUUAGAAAAAGGAGGACUGACUUUGCUCUCAAAAGACGAGAAAUGUCAGAUGGGGAAAACCCCAGUCACUCGAGGUGCCAGGUCCCCGAAAGACCAAAGAAAGGGAAAGGCCCGGCCAUUGGAGCCGCACAGCUCCAAACCACCUCUGCCUAGAAAGCCGCUUCUGCAGACCCUCACCCUGCCACACAUGCCUACAUCCCCUGACAUAAGCUCAGAAGAGCCACCAGAGAAAGUCACACCGCCACCAGACCCCAGAAAGGAGAGUCGGACAGCAGAGAAAAAGUCACCACACAGGGGAACUGAGAAGGGCCUGCCUCCUGCAGCUGCAGGCCCUGGAGCUGACAGCCAGCCUGCGCCACCUUGGAUCACUGUCACUCGGCAGAAGCGGCGAGGAGCCCAAGACCAACCACCCGACCAGGAAGAAAAGCCGGGGGUGAGGCCUCUGAGGUCUGAAAUAGGGAAGCAAGCCAAGGUGCCCGAGAGAGCCCAGGAGCCCAUGAAACAAGCUGAUUUUGUUCGAAGCAAGUCUUUCCUGAUGACUCCUGCUAAGCCCACUGGGGACCCGAGGCAGGAGACAAAGAUUCGCCUCCAGGAGGGUCUUCAAAGAGGGAUCUCCUUGUCUCAUCAGAACCUGGCGGCUCAGUCUGCUGUGAUGACAGAGAAAGAAUUGCAUCAGCUGAAGAGAGCCAGUUAUGCCAGUGCAGAUCAGCCAUCCUGGAUGGAACUUGCCAGAAAGAAAUCUCAAGCUUGGAGUGACAUGCCCCAAAUUAUAAAAUAAGUUGACUGUGUACUAAUAAAGAACGUCCACCACCUUGAUGGGUUACCUACUUAAAAACUGCCACUAAAUAAGGCAAAUGAAUGUGAAAUUUAAGAGUGACUUUAAUCAUCAAGCGAGGGGAGAGCAAGCUAGGAGAAGAGGAAGGAACUAGGCAAAUAAAGAAGACAGACUCCCAGCCACAGCCCUGGGCCAGAGACCCAGAACAUAAGAACACCAUUGAACAGAGCCAGGAACAAGGUCCUGUGCUAAAAGGUAUGAAUGUGAGUCUUUCAGAAUUCCCUUGAUGAAGAGGGCUUGGGCAAGGAAGAAAAUGAAACUUGGAUGCAUAAACAGGACACUGUCAAAAGCCCAGAGAGAAGUUGUUCCAGGGGAACGUGGAUCUGCACUUGCACACAAAAGCGACUCAUCUCUGGUCAUUAUCUGGCUUUGGAGCCUGUCUUCUCCUUUCACGUUUACUGUUAGGCAUGAUGUUUAGGGUAAAACAGGGAUGCCGUUUCCAAGAGCAGCUAUAAAAAAAUCAGUUUUCCUGAGGAUAGCCACUCUAAGAAGGCACAGAAGGAACACAGCAGGGUUCAUCAAUUCAGAGACUGUUCCCAAAAAUAAUUUUUAAACUUUUCCACAAGGCAUCUGUGUCUUUAGCCAUUGCGCAAUGCAUUGCCUGUUCAAUAAAAAGUUUUA
This is a messenger RNA of Talpa occidentalis (Iberian mole), 4373 nucleotides long. RefSeq names its product CRACD like (gene CRACDL). NCBI's taxonomy places the organism in Eukaryota, Metazoa, Chordata, Mammalia, Eulipotyphla, Talpidae. Bases 789 to 3695 code for a protein of 968 amino acids. The record is from RefSeq and is a predicted model, not a curated record. The transcript is spliced from 15 exons.